Messenger RNA from Cynara cardunculus var. scolymus (artichoke), 801 nucleotides. RefSeq lists its product as uncharacterized. The record is from RefSeq and is a predicted model, not a curated record. The transcript is spliced from 2 exons. Lineage: Eukaryota; Viridiplantae; Streptophyta; Magnoliopsida; Asterales; Asteraceae. The coding region runs from base 1 to 801 and encodes 266 amino acids.
AUGGAGGUUGAAGAAGAAACGACCUCAAACCAUCUCCAAGAGUCAAUGGCAGCAGAAACAACAAUCGUAAUCAAUGAAAGCUUGUUAGAAAAUACUACUAGUACUGAUAACGAUUCUGCGAAAGUUCUAUCAAAAUUGAUAUCCAAAUCAAACGCUUUAGAAGAAGAGGACUCAUCUGUUUCCGUUCCCAAAUCGGAGGAUUCGGAAGCCUUUGUGGUGGUGGCGGUGGAGGAAAAAGAGGAGGGUGAGAAUGGGGAGGAGGUUUUUGUUCAUUGCCGGAAUUUGGAGUCGGAUGCGGCAUUGAGCGAUGGUAUUGUGAAUUCGGUUGUGGUUGAGUCGACGAAUGUGGUGGAAUACUCGAAGAAUGGGGAUGAAGAUGCCGUCAAGGAAAUUGACGUACCUAGGCAUGACGUGGCAGCGAUGGAGUGUGGUGGUAGUGAGUUGAUGUGUUCGGUUAACGUUGACGAUGGUGAGGGAGAGGUGGCAGUGGUUGAACGGAAUGAUGAACUGGAGGUGGUGGAGGAAAAAGUGGAAACUAAGGGAGAGGAUACCGAUGUUGGUGAUUUUCCGGUGACUGAGAAAGAUGAGAUGGUGGGGAAGGAGGCGAUGAAAGAGGAGGAUAUCGCCGAGGUGUUGCCUGUUAUUCAUAAUGGUGAAGGAGAUGAAGCAAUGAAUCAAAUUAAAGAAGAGGAUGGUGUCAAUGUCCAGUUGGAAGAAGUUGAAAAUGCCCAAGGAAUGGCCGGUUCUGAUAUGAAGAGGAAGUUGUUGGUGUUAGAGAAGAUUUCAAGGAGGAAACAUUGA